AUGAGUUGCUUGCUGCUCACACCACUGCUCCUGCUGCUGGUGCUGCUUGCUGCUGCUGCUGGCAAGCUCAAGCCCCUGAGCUCCAGGUGCAGCAUGCACAGCCCUCAGCACGCUGCUGCAAGCGCCACCCCCAUGCAGUACCAGGCCUCUCACUUUGACCUUCAGGAGAUCACCAAUGUUGGCAUUGAGCGCAUCUUGUGCAAAAGCAGCUUGGGCAACUUUAAGAUCAACCUGGGCAGCAAGGCGCUGCACUUUGGCUUUGCCUCCAUUCCAGCCUCUGUCUGCGCGCUGCCUCAGUGUCUUGUGGUUGUUCAAUACAUCCCCGCAACUUGCUGCAGCCAAGCCAACAAGCAGAACCAGCACAGCUCCUCCUCUCUCCCCCUCCACCACAACAACUAG
Messenger RNA from Tilletiopsis washingtonensis, 399 nucleotides. RefSeq lists its product as hypothetical. The record is from RefSeq and is a predicted model, not a curated record. The transcript is spliced from 3 exons. Bases 1 to 399 code for a protein of 132 amino acids. Lineage: Eukaryota; Fungi; Basidiomycota; Exobasidiomycetes; Entylomatales.